GGCAACGGGAGCGGAAAGAGGAAAGCUGAGAGCCCGAAGGCAGUAGCCCCCACCACCGCCGGCCCACGUUACCAUCUAGCACCGGGAAAAAUAGCAGAGAGCCGCCGCCGGCAGAAGCCAUUACCAACCAGUAACUAUGAGCAGCGAGGCCGAGACACAACAACAACCACCGCAGCCUGCUGCCGAUGAUGCGGAAAGCCCAUCCAGCCCGGCAGCUGCAGCUUCCGCGGGGGAUAAGAAGGUCAUCGCAACAAAAGUCUUGGGUACAGUCAAGUGGUUCAACGUCAGGAAUGGAUAUGGUUUCAUCAAUAGGAAUGACACAAAAGAGGAUGUUUUUGUACACCAGACAGCCAUAAAGAAGAACAACCCAAGGAAGUAUCUUCGCAGUGUUGGGGACGGAGAGACUGUGGAGUUUGAUGUAGUUGAGGGAGAGAAGGGUGCAGAGGCAGCAAAUGUCACUGGCCCUGGAGGGGUGGCUGUCCAGGGAAGCAAAUACGCUGCUGACAGGAACCGCUACAGGCGUUACCCACGCAGAAGGGGGCCCCCUCGUGGAGGAGAAUACCCAGAGAACUACCCAAGUGAUGGAGAAGGCGAGCCUGGCAACGGAGUGCGUGACAAAGGAAACAGAGACGGGGGAGAAAGCGCCCCUGAGGGAGAAUCGCAGCCACAGCAGCGCAGACCCACUUACCCCAGCAGACGACGCUACCCACCAUACUUUGGAGUUGAAGGCGAUGAAAACCAGGGAGGUCCAGACCAGGGCAACAAACCAGUGAGGCAGAACUACUACAGAGGCUUCAGACCAAGGUUCACACCCAGGGGUCCACCCCGUCCCAGACCGGUGCGGGAUGGUGAGGAGGACAAGGAGAAUCAGGGAGGUGAAGGUGGUCAGAAUCAACAGCCCCGUCAGCGGCGCUACCGCCGCAACUUCAACUACCGUCGCAGACGCCAACAGACUGGUGGUAAACCAGGCCAGGAAAGCAAGGAUGCCAAGGCAGGAGGUGAACCAUCUGCAGAAAAAACGUCCGCUCCCGAGGCCCAGCAGGGUGGGGCUGAGUAGGAAGCAACAUGCCCACCGGCAACUACCAUCUUUUACCAUCGUCCGGUUUUUUUGACACGAAGAAACAUCAAAUAAGAUCUGAGCAAUAACGAUUUGACUUUAAGAUCGUCACAAGCUUGCACCAUUUUGACCAGAUUACCAACGAUUGCCUGCAGAAUCUAUGCAGACUUGGGUUUGUUUUUUUUUUGUUCUCCAUUAUUUUUAUGUGACAGCUACAAAAUGUUUUGGGGAAACGACAAUGUUUUUCUAAAUCUGUCCUAAGUUUUUACACCAAAUGGUUUUUAAAAAUAAAAUGGAAUUUGAUAUCUGGUCCGUUUGACAUUUUUAAAUAACUUUUUAUGUAUUCAAACAUUUUAACGAAAUGCAAGCUAAAAUAAAACUCAAAAACCAGGUAAA
This is a messenger RNA of Oryzias latipes (Japanese medaka), 1453 nucleotides long. It is a transcript of the gene ybx1, whose product is annotated as Y box binding protein 1. Gene Ontology annotation, molecular function: nucleic acid binding. NCBI's taxonomy places the organism in Eukaryota, Metazoa, Chordata, Actinopteri, Beloniformes, Adrianichthyidae. The record is from RefSeq and is marked provisional.